AUGCCGUCCGCGAAACCCUUCGCGACCGCCGCCGGUAUGCUACGAACCCGUCUUAGUUCGGGCCUCCGAACAAGAGGAAGUCACGGCCCGAACCCGUUUACUACUGCGGGUCACCAAGAUCGGCCCAACGGAUACCUAUUCAAUCGGGUCCCACCACUACCUGGACAAUCCCGGAAAUGGGAGGAUUGGGAACUCCCUUGCUACAUCACCAGCUUUUUCACUAUCGUCAUCCUCGGUGUGGGCCUCAACGCUAAGCCCGAUCUCACACUUGAAACUUGGGCCCAUCAAGAAGCCCUAAAACGCCUCGAACUUGAAUCAUCUUCUGCUCAAAUCCAAUCCAUUGAUGAAUGA
Nicotiana tabacum (common tobacco) is the source of this 351-nucleotide messenger RNA. The record is from RefSeq and is a predicted model, not a curated record. NCBI's taxonomy places the organism in Eukaryota, Viridiplantae, Streptophyta, Magnoliopsida, Solanales, Solanaceae.